This is a messenger RNA of Pipistrellus kuhlii (Kuhl's pipistrelle), 773 nucleotides long. RefSeq names its product CDGSH iron sulfur domain 1 (gene CISD1). Gene Ontology annotation, molecular function: 2 iron, 2 sulfur cluster binding. Bases 145 to 465 code for a protein of 106 amino acids. The record is from RefSeq and is a predicted model, not a curated record. Gene Ontology annotation, biological process: regulation of autophagy. Lineage: Eukaryota; Metazoa; Chordata; Mammalia; Chiroptera; Vespertilionidae. Gene Ontology annotation, cellular component: mitochondrial outer membrane; intracellular membrane-bounded organelle. The transcript is spliced from 3 exons.
CCGCGCGGCGCCUGCGCGGUAGCCGCCCGGAAUCGGUGCCCUUAGGACGCCUUUCGCACCUUGACUCGGUCUGUCCGCAGCGCUUAGCCGCCGCCGGUUUGGGUUCAGUGUCCGGUGCACACACGCCUUGCAAGCGACGGCGCCAUGAGCCUGCCUUCCAACGUACGAGUUGAAUGGAUCGCAGCAGUUACCAUUGCUGCUGGGACAGCCGCAAUUGGUUAUCUAGCUUACAAAAAAUUUUAUGUUAAAGAUCAUCGCAACAAAAAUAUAAUUAACCUACACAUUCAGAAAGAUGACCCCAAGGUCGUACAUGCUUUUGACAUGGAGGAUUUGGGAGAUAAAGCUGUGUACUGCCGUUGUUGGAGGUCCAAAAAGUUCCCAUUCUGUGACGGAGCUCACACCAAACACAACGAAGAGACUGGAGAUAAUGUGGGACCUCUCAUCAUUAAGAGAAAAGAAACCUAGAUCGACAGUUUCCAUGCUGCAAACCAAGUCGUCCUGAUUGUUUAAUUAGAAUGACUGCCACUUUAGUCUAAUUCACCUUCUCUGGGUUCUGUGGGUGGUAUAUUACAAACUGCAGUUUUCAUAUUCAUGUCAUUUGCCUUACUUGUUGAACCAUCGUGGUGCACAUUUGUUUAAACAGAGGGUAGAGCAAAACUGACCUGGCCUGUGGGUUAUUUUGGUUUUGUAAGGAUCCGUUUGCAUUUAAUAUAAUCACAUUAGAAUGUAGUUGUAUGUUCAAGUUAACAUAUUAAAUUAUUCUCAAAAUCGUG